AUGGUGGGAGACUCGUGGCCGAAGUCACACGCGGGAGGCUCCCUCCACGACCCCUCCGUCUACCUCUUGGACUACGUCCCCGUUGAUCUGCGCCUGGAAGUCAGCCACGCCUUUGUGGUUGGAUUUUCGAACUGUAUGGCAACCUUUGCCUACCUCCUGCGGCAGAAACAGUUCCCGAAGCCCGCCCUGAUGAGGCAGUGCAUAGGCUUCGUUCCUGGUCUGGACAAGGGGGCCACUGCUUCGUACUUCCAAGCUGGAGGACGUCCAGAGUAUGCCAUAGAUGCUGUGCUUGCGCGGUGCGAGGAGGAUGUGGUGGAGGCCGCGAGCCUCGGCAUGGUGGAGGAUGGGGUGCUCCAGGAGGCCUUGGAGGCCCUGCCAGCCUGCCCUAUGGACGAUCGCUUCGAUCUGGUGCGGCAGGCCCUCUUCCAGAACAGCGCUGUCUGGCCUUGCGGUCCGUACAGCAUGGACGAGGAGCAGUAUCAGGGGGAUGAUGGCUGGGUCCACUACGACACCAGUGGCUGGAGCGGACAGCCGGGGCAAUAG
Molecule: messenger RNA, 543 nt
Organism: Auxenochlorella protothecoides
Lineage: Eukaryota; Viridiplantae; Chlorophyta; Trebouxiophyceae; Chlorellales; Chlorellaceae
Exons: 4
Coding region: 1-543 (180 amino acids)
Source: RefSeq, a predicted model, not a curated record